GCGCCGGGGUAGCGGGGGCCCCCAAGUUCCAGGGCCGGGGCGCGGGCGUCCCCGAAGUUCCGGACACGGAGGCAGGGGGCUGCUCGGUGAACCCCGAAGUUGCGGGGUUGGAGAGGGGACGGAUCGAGGGCUUCCCAAACUUCCGGACGCUGCGUUAGAGGAGCCUGCGAAGGUGUCUCCCAAGUUCCGGACGUGGGGUGGGGUGCAACGUGAGGGGACCCCCAAAUUCUGGACCUGGGGCUGGAGGAGUGGCCCAGGGUUGGAGGGGUCCCCGAAGUUCAGGGGUCUGGGCGGCGUGGGGAUCCCUGAGGUUCUGGACCUGGGGUUGGAGGAGGCAGACAAUGUGUCCCUGAAAUUCUGAACCCGGAGUCGGGGGCCGUCGCGGGGAUCUCGGAAUUUCCAGGGUCCAGGGUGGCACUUCCCGAAGUUGGGGAGCAUACGCGCCCCGCUCCUGACGCGGGUGGGGACUCCAUCCUGAUUGAAUAUCAGCGUGCCCGGACUGGGGAUCACGGGGUGGGCCUUUGCCCCAAUACGUACUGGGGAUCCCGGGCCUCAGGCGGGGUUGGGCACCCCCCUCCGGCAGCCCCGCGAUCCGCGGCGUCGGAGACGAAUGACUAGUUGAGCCUGAACCAUCAGCUCCCGCAAUCCCACUGGCUGCCCCUUGGAGCCCAACCACACCGGCCUGACCAAUGUCCACAGCCAGGGAGCAGCCCAUCUUCAGCACACGCGCACAUGUGUUCCAGAUUGACCCCGCCACCAAGCGGAACUGGAUACCUGCUGGCAAGCAUGCGCUCACUGUCUCCUACUUCUAUGAUGCCACCCGCAAUGUCUACCGCAUCAUCAGCCUCGGGGGUGCCAAGGCCAUCAUCAAUAGCACCGUCACCCCCAACAUGACCUUUACCAAAACCUCGCAGAAGUUCGGGCAGUGGGCAGACAGUCGCGCCAACACUGUCUAUGGUCUUGGCUUUGCUUCAGAGCAGCAUCUGACCCAGUUUGCCGAGAAGUUCCAGGAAGUGAAGGAAGCAGCACGGCUGGCCCGGGAGAAAUCUCAGGAUGGCGGGGAACUCACCAGUCCAGCCCUGGGGCUCACGGCCCAUCAGGUGCCCCCGAGCCCCCUCGUCAGCGCCAACGGCCCCGGCGAUGAGAAACUGUUCCGCAGCCAGAGCGCGGACGUCCCGGGUUCCGCAGAGCGCGAGCGGCUCAAGAAGAUGCUGUCCGAGGGCUCCGUGGGCGAGGUGCAGUGGGAGGCCGAGUUCUUCGCUUUGCAGGACAGCAACAGCAAGUUGGCAGGCGCCCUGCGAGAGGCCAACGCCGCCGCCGCCCAGUGGAGGCAGCAGCUGGAGGCCCAGCGCGCAGAGGCCGAGCGGCUGCGGCAGCGGGUGGCUGAGCUGGAGGCCCAGGCAGCCGCAGAGCCACCCUCUGUCAGCGAAAAGGAGGGGCCAGGCCAGUCACUGGAGCAGUUGGAGGCACUAGUGCAAACCAAGGACCAGGAAAUCCAGACACUGAAGAGCCAAACUGGGGGGCUCCGCGAGGCCCAAGACACAGCUGCUGCAGAGCGGGAGGAGACCCAACAGAAGGUGCAGGACCUGGAGACCCGAAACGUGGAGCUGGAGCACCAGCUGCGGGCAAUGGAGUGCAACCUGGAGGAGGCACGGGUGGAGCGGGAGCGGGCACGGGCUGAGGUGGGCCGGGCCGCACAGCUACUGGACGUCAGGCUGUUCGAGCUGAGUGAACUUCGAGAGGGCUUGGCCCGACUGGCUGAGGGUGCACCCUAAGCCUGGCCAUCGGGUCCACGUGGGAGCCGGGGCCUGUGGGAGCUAGUUUUAUAUGAAUGAUUCCCACGUGGGGCAUCAGCUGGGCCAAAGGCAACACAGAGGGCCGGUUGCCCUGGCGGGGACCAGGGCCCAACUCAGCUGGGUGAGGCUUUGGCCAAUCACAGCUCAGGGGCUAUUUUCAGGUUUUUCAUUGUGUAGAAUUUCUAGAAUCCCUGGGGUGUGUGCUGAUGCCCAGAUUACAUUUCUAAGUGCAGUGAA
Messenger RNA from Manis pentadactyla (Chinese pangolin), 2033 nucleotides. RefSeq names its product homer scaffold protein 3 (gene HOMER3). Gene Ontology annotation, molecular function: G protein-coupled glutamate receptor binding. Gene Ontology annotation, biological process: G protein-coupled glutamate receptor signaling pathway; regulation of store-operated calcium entry. NCBI's taxonomy places the organism in Eukaryota, Metazoa, Chordata, Mammalia, Pholidota, Manidae. The record is from RefSeq and is a predicted model, not a curated record. The coding region runs from base 690 to 1775 and encodes 361 amino acids. Gene Ontology annotation, cellular component: postsynaptic density; cytoplasm; plasma membrane. The transcript has 10 exons.